AUGAUGCUGUCGAGACUCCGCGCUUCGAAGUACUUUAACGAAUAUUUUAUUUGGCCUCAUUUGGUAAAAAUAAAAAAUUGCACAUUAGUUAAACAAAUAACAUUUCGUCUUAAUUGCGUUAUAUUAAUAUGCCGUAGAUAUUUAAACUUCUUUGACCUAUGCGCAUAUUUACAUGUACACGUUGUGCAUACUUAAACGCCACAGUUAUUUCAUUGGUACUAUAACGGGUUUCCUAAGAUAGUGCAUCCCAGUCUUUGUAUAGAGGGUUUUCAUGUAGGAUUUUAUAAAAUAGCGUUCUUGCCGACAUAUAUGCGUGAACAUGUUAUUGAAGUAUUUGUAUAAAUAAUCUUAUCUUUAAUAUGUAUUGGUGCCCAUUGCACUAUUCGAAAAGGUGGGAACUGUGAAGGAAAGCAUAUAUGCUUGAAUAUUUACCAAAUUUCCCGCUAACGUUGCAUGCGCAUACGACGUGAUGUCAUGUCUGACCCUACCUUGCCAUAUAUUUCCAGCUGGAUGUGUUUAACCCAUUACACUGGCCACAACUGCAACCGUAUUCUCAUUCACAAACCCCAAAUAUAAAUACAUCUGCGUGAAAAUGUGCAGUUUCACUCGUUCAGUCAUCACAUAUCGUCAUUGGACAACGGUAACUGAAAACAAAUCACUGUACGGAAAAUAUGUGUAAAAAGGGGAUUAGGAAAAAGUCAUUGUCCAUUUAAGCGGAACAUAUUAACAGAUGAUGUCAAAUAGAGAGGCAACAGAGGACAUUAUUUGUAGAACAGACACUUCGUAUAUAAUCAAGGAAGACGAAGGAAAAGGUGUAGUAAAUGAAUUAUGGCAGUCAGAAAAGGGCGGUAUCCUACUUCAUUAGCUGAAACAGAUGCCACUAUGCACGGUCGAUCUCCAGUAUGUACGAAAUUAUCAGGUGACUCAUUGGACAACACAUACUCACUGUGGAAGAUUGCGGUUAAUCCGUUAGGUAGCUGAAGCGACUGUACAACUCCCUUAACGUCGUCAAAAAUCAUGAACUUGUUAGCAACUUAGGCAGGCGUCUUUCAUUGAGGUGCCUUAACACUUGUACCGCCAUGUUUUUGGGUCCUUUUAUGCCGUUCCGAACUGUUUGAAAAAUUGGCUUUAUUUGAAAUGAGGCCAUUAUAUUGAUCGAUAAAUCCUCAAAAGACGAUCUUCCCAUGUGAUGUAGUAUCUGGGUUCGCAGUCGAAAUGAUCUGUCGUCCCGCAACCGAACACUGGACAUGGGGAAUGUCAUGCGGUUGGCAACGGGUUCCCCAUGUGAAAACACCCGAAUUGAUUUCUGUUUUCUGUACAAAACAACAUACCUGUCGAAUUCAUAAUACAUAUUGGGGGCUUGCAUUUGUAUAACGUUGGAUCGGACAGGUCUUUCGCAGACAAUACUUGUUGAGACUACCUUCACAACUUCGUCUGUCAGUGAAUUGUUCAGGCCAUUAGUCAGAAAUUCCCUAACUUCUGACACACAAUCGACCAGGACGUCGUCCGCAGGUUGGGCUUGCUCGAACCGGAGAACACACCGAUAACAAAAGAUUGUCCAACAACCGGGUGCCUUAUACGGCAAAGUAUAGGCCACAAUCAUUCAGCAGACCCUUUAAAAACCUUCGUCCCCUCAAUGUGCGGCUGCACGUGGAUUAUUGGGAUUCGUGUUAUCGGCCUGAGGCCCAGGUCAUGCAGUAGACCCCGAGCAAGGCCAACGUUCGAGGCGUUUGCAAUGGGGUCCGCGGACAAAUAUCGCAUUCGGGGCUGCCAGUUGUGAUAGGCAUAUAGUGGCCUAGAAAUUGCAUCCUCCAAAUACUGCAACGCGUGGGCAAUCUACUAUACUUAUCUGACUGUGUCUCUUAUUAUGGGUUUGAGUGACAAUCAGGAGCGGCAGAUUUAACAAAACCCUUGUUCCAGCGACCGUGUCUCCUCCUUCUUUCUUUUUGCAUUUGAAGUUCUUGUUGACCUAGAUUUGAGAUAUACACAUUGUGUGCGCUUAACCCGUCUUUCUUGUUUGCAUGGUGCCCUUCCUGGUUUGAGAUAUACAAAACUUUUAAAAUCCAAUAGAAAUCUUCUUGUUUCCAUAAAUGUUUCAUUCUAGCAGGAGCUCAUUGUAAAAAUUAGAUUUAUUUGCAGUACAGACAUUCAACGAGUAUUUUAUCAGAUUAUAAACUCUCUCUCUAUCUUGAAUCUAACCGAAGGCUUUUUCAUUGUGUUUAAGUCACGUUAUGUUGGGAGCACAUUUAAACGAAUUGAAUAAAUGUUCUUCAGAGUGCUGAAAAUGUGACCCUUUUGAAUACGUCAGCGCAUUCACCAAACCGUUCCACUGACUGUGCCAGCACUUUAGAAACACUCUUUGAGCGGUUUUCAUAAAACCAGUGCUGAUUCUGAUCUUCUGGUGUUCCAUGACAUCUAUGUCAUCUGAAACUUACCUUAGCAUCAUUACUUUGAUACUCCAGAUCUGACUUAUCGCACGAGCUAAAGGUGCAGCUGACAUCCUCUGGGCUUUCAUCAAUUUUCGGAAAGAGUAAAUGCAAAAGAUUAUAAACUUUGUCGCCGUUGAUGAAUUCAAAAGUGGGAAUGACAAAGGUCGGUUACAACUAUGAAGUUGAAAAUUUAACAUAAUGCUUUUAAAAUGGAGAAACCUUGACCUACAAUAGCUUUUUAAGACCGUCUUAUGAAAAUCUAAAUGGUAAAUCCUGUUUUAUUUGGGUACUUCUUUUUGUUCGUGUUCUCCAUAGACUAUUCACACAGAUUGCUCAACGUUCAAAUCACAGUUCGCAGUCCGUACCAAGUCUGGCGCUCUUGGCCGUAGGAAGCCCCUUAAUAUUUCGUCAGCUCUUCGAUCCACAAUCUUCGACCUAUACUUAUUUGAUUGGUGAUGCUCGGUCCCGCGAGGCGCUCAUUAUUGAUCCAGUUCUGGAAAAAACCGAACGAGACGUUGACAUGGUGCGUUUGAGCUUUUUAAUAAUCGUUUAUGCCUACUUUUUAAUCCCACUAUCAAUUUCAUAUCAGGGAUUUAGUACAUUUGCAAGAAGUAUGGUCAGAUUCUUGUUCUACAAAACAAUCCUUUCGUCUUCGCUUUCUUAUGUAAGUUUCAGGUGCACGUUUUCCAUUAAAUAAAGACGUUCUGGGCUUGCUAAAGUAUCCAAUUUUAAAAUAAACAAAUUAAAUUGCCUACAUUAGUCCCGAAUGAAGUGGUGUGGACACUGAUCCCCACUCAGUGUAGUGUAGGCCAACUAUCAUUUGCUAUAAGAAGUGCUUAUAUUAAGGUGCUGUGUGGUGUUAUGUUUUAAUUAGCUGCUGCUUUGAGAUCGAUAAUUUUAUAAUCUCUAUGUCUCGGAGGUGUCUGGAUGUGCCAUGUUUGAAGUCAGAUUAGCCCCGAAUGGGUUACACCGUUCUGUAGCAUACUUUUGCCCAGGCCCCCUAAAACGGCAAGAUUCUACGAGUCUAGCCGAAGUAAAUUUCUUCUGUUUAACCUGUUCACUUUUUUAGCCACCUUCCAGACAGUUGGUGGAACAAUGCUGCGAAUGACUUACAGUUCCUACAAAGCGAUACUAAGGGCUUUUUUCCUAAUAAUCGGUUUGCCUAAUGUUAAGACGAUUGCACUUACUCUUUGCUGGCCGUCGGGUUGAGACUGUUUAAGGGCUGAGUCCACACGCUCCCGCAACAUCGCCGCUCGCUGUGAAAAAUGCAUGAGCCUUUGGCCGUGGUCAUACAAAUCUGAUCCUCCCUCUCCUGGAGUUGAGUUAUGACGAGUUAUUAUGAGGACAAAUCGUGAUUUUUGAGGUUGUAUGGCUUUUUGUGAAGGUUCUAUGUCGAAGCUCCAGGGCAAAACAGAACGGGUAAUUGAGCUGAUGAACUGCUGCUUCCCCGCGACCUUGAAUUCACCCCGAUCAGGAUUCGUCUAUAAUUGGUUAUGGGCACAAUCUCGGCUGAUUCAUUGUACACUUCUUCUGUCAGAAAAUGAGAAACUAAACUUUCCAACCGCAGUAUUUAAAGAAGUCUUUAAAAAUGCUGGCUACAGUUGCGACGAGCGCCGUCUAAUUUUAAUUCACUAGACUUCAAGUCUGAGCACCACGCAAAACUUGGGCCGUUCCCUGUUCUUUUAUGAGGUUCGUUUGCGCUGCCAUGCUGACCCUCGCGGACUCCUUAAAGCGCUUGUUGAAGCUUCGCGUCUUAUAAUGUCCUCAGGCUAUCGACCAACCCCCCCCCCCCUCCCCUUAGCGCAGUGCGGUGAGGUGGGGGAAGAACAUUAGCUCCAUUCUGACAUUCCCCACAAGUGCAUGGCUUGCAUAAUUUGGUUGAGUUCCACAUGCUGUAUGAGAGUCGCACAGCGCUCGGCUAAGUUUAUUCGCACGCUCAACUAGGCAGGGGAGUUGGUGCGUUUGCACUAACCUACAGUGAUGCGGACUUGCCGUUGCAAGACAAAGUCGAGGCUGCCAAAAGUAAGAGUAAACGUACCUGACGUUAGAAGAAAUUAAGUUAUCCCUCUCGUCGACAGCACUCUCAGCCAAAUGAGUUCGAGCGCUGUACACCUAAUGCCUUCCCCCCGCUCCAUUCCCACUCGUAUUUCAGGUGAAGGCGCUGGACUUGCGCUUACUCUACGCCAUCAACACCCAUGUCCACGCUGAUCACGUGACCGGCACACAUAAGUUGAAGCAAGCUAUCGCGGGCUGCAGGAGUGCUAUCUCGGCUAUGGCUAAGGCAAAAGCCGAUGUGGUUUUCAACGAUGGUGAUAUCAUUCGCUGUGGAGGCAUUGAAUUGGAGUGCAGAAGUACGCCGGGUGAGUACUUCUUACGGACUGCAUAAAAGCGGUCCCCUUAUCAGCCUCUACGCACUGCAACUUUGGUUCGAUUCUGUUCUUGGAUGCAACAUAUUGUCCCUGUUAACGUUUUGUGCUUCCUCGAAUUCACGAGCCGACAAAACUUUGGUCGAAUAAAAUAAUCGUCAAAGACAAGGGAGAGUAGAGUGGCCAUUUCUAGCUUAUCAGCCGUCUUCAGCCAGUCAUACCCAACUCCGAAAUAUGGAACACCUGGGGCUCGAUCCCGCGACCGUUGGUUGGAGUCCAAGGCCCCUAACCACUUAGCCACGGGCUCGUUGUCCUGUCGGUUGUCAGUGGUAGAGAAGCGCUCACUGAUCACGUUACGGAACUCACUCGUCCCGUUCUGCCUCGGGGCUCUCUCUCGAGCUUCGUCAGCUCGAGACGACGACUAAUAAAGCAAAAAUGGCUAUUCUAGUCUCGCUUGUCUUGGUUGGUAAUGCUGUUCUGCCUACGUUACACGCCGCUGUGCGGCUGCGGGCAGGGCUUGAGUGAGUGAGUGAGAGAGAGAGAGAGUCCCGAGGCACAACGGCACCAGUGAGUUUCGUAGCGCGAUCAGUUAGCGCCCCUCUACCACAGAAUGCGAUCAUCGUGGCAGCUUAAAAUGCUCACAUUUCCACCCUAUCUAAGCACGAAAAUUUCUUCGGCAGCCUAAUAAAUGUCCACCGGUUGAAUUCUAUCCGUCUCCCAUGGAGGAAGCGUGACUUCGACUGACAGUUCGCAAGCCGACAAUCCGGUGUCCUUAGCUUUGACAGUCCCGUACUUUCGCCAUAUCCUUUAGCAUUGCAAGCGCUAAACCAGGCUUGUUUGUAUUGGCAAUUUACGAGCGGUUUCAUUUGUGAUUUUGGUGCUAAACAGCGCGGAUUCUGUUUAGAGGGAUAACUAGGUCGAUUCAAAUGCCUAAGUCAAGUGACAAAUCCAGCCUUUCCACGGUACAUCGUGGUUCUUUAUCACAUGCUUUAUUUGUUUUCCCUCGCACAGAACCUAUUUUCCUCGUUUCUCAUUUCGGUGUUAUUCUCUUUGCGGUUGCGCUGUUUUUCAGAUCAACAGUUUAAGUGGAUUUAGUUGUCCCACUGUUCUUUCGUUCUUCACUCGUUACAGGUGGUAUCUCCCGAGCCCUGACGAAGCCUCCUGACUUUAGUGACUUCUACCUUCUUCGUAAUCUUCUUAGUCAUUAAGCAAACAGAACCAGUGAGUGCUCUGAAGUGCCUUUAAUUUAUAAGCUCAACAUCAUCAGCCCCAUGCAAGAACCCAAUCCGGUGAUAUGGGGUUGCAUUUUGGUUUUCGUAUUCAUCACGCGCUGCUGGACAAAACUACGGCUUUAAACUUCUUUUUUUUACUGGGGAGCAAAGAGAGCAUAUGCAAAUCGAAACUCUCAACAGCUAGUGCGAAUUAUGCAUCAAAAAGCCGUCAUUAGAAGCCUAGUUGAGUACUGUUCGCAGCUACCACUCUGGCAGUAAGUAGUCAGAGUUUUGGCCAACAUUAUUUUUUUUCAAAAUUGGAUUUUAGGACCCGCGUAGCCCACUUUGCCGGCAGUUUUCAGGAUCCGCCGUUGUUUCUUACUUUGGAUGCCAAGACCUCAUCAAUUCGCCUGCAUUUUAUAAGUCGGGAAUGUAGAAUGAGAGUGGUUUCUUUCUCAGCCUCCACGUCGUGCGCAUUUGGUUAGAUUCUAUUCUAGGUUGCAACACACUGCCCAGUUAAGAACUAACGUUUCGUGCCACCUUGAGUGCAUAGGCCGACCAUAAUCCGGUCAAAUCGCAUUAUCUUUAAAGACAAGGGAGACGGGAGCGGCCAUUUCCGGCUUAUCAGCCGUCGCCAGCCAGCCAUACCUGGGGCUAGAACUCGCGACCUGUUGGUUAGAAGUCCAACGCCCCUUACCACUGAGCCACGGGUUCGUUGUCCUGUCGGUUGCGAUCGGAUAUAUAGAAUGGUAGAGAGACACCCACCGAUCACGUUACGGAACUCAAUUGCCCUGUUGUGCCAUGGGGUUCUCUCUCUCUAGUCCCUCCAGCUGCCACUUCUGGUUAGCUACCGACGGCUACUAAACUCAAAUCGGCCAUUCCAGUCUCCCUUGUCUUUGUCGGUAAUGCCAUUCUGCCUGUAUCAUGCGCCGCUGUGUGACUGCUGAUUGGGUCCCAUGGCACAACGGGGCGAGGGCAUUCUGUAACGUGAUCGGUGAGCGCCUCUUUUCCACAGCAUUUGGUCAUCGUAACAGUUUUCAAUGCGCACAUUUUCACCCUGUUUAAGCCCGUUUAUUUCUUCGUUAACUUUAGGAAUGUCCAACGCCUUAAUUCUACCUAUCUCCCCCUCCCUCUCCCUCUCUCCCUGGUCCGAACUUAGAGUAGCUGGGCAGCCCAUGCAGUCGUGUGUUUCGGACCUAGCUCUUCUUUUUUAGAGAUUGAAGUAGCUACCUAGGUAUUCCAAUAUGCAGCAACCUGCCUUUUAAUUGACAGUUCGCAGGCAUUGAAUAAGGAGAAACGAUCGCUGGGGCAAGAACUUUAUUAGCCUAACGUUUCGGAUUCCUGCUCGAAUCCAUCAUCAGAGACAAAAGCAGAUACGGGUGGUUCAUGCAUAAUGGGCAGCAGUAUUUAUAGGAUGUAGUCGCCAUGCUACCUCACCUAUGAAUAUUCACGGCUCCUCUAUCCAUCAGGGAUCGUUGCACUUGGUGUGCUGAUUGUUUGAUAGCCGACAUUUGCGUCGUUAAUUGCUGCAAUUCCAUCACGUGUGUUGGAUGUUGGUGUGAUGAUUGCUCAACCGUCUGACUUACGGACCCUUGCGUUGGGGAAAGUGUUAACCUGUGCGCUCCCCGCGUGGCCAAUUACUCCGCCUAGGCGAAGUCUCAGCACCGAGUAUGGAAUGACACGAUGAACAGGUCUUUGUCGGCCUUGAGUUCUCUAAUCGCAUCUCGUUCGACCUUGGGAAGCACUUCGCUGACAGGUAAACUGGUGCCGUUAGGUGUGACUGCCCCCUACCCUCGCCAUACCCUUCGGUGCUGCAGUCGGUGAAGUGUUUUGUUUUUCAUUGGCAGUUUAAGAGCGGUUUCAUUUGUGUGUGUGUAUUGUUGGCGAUUGUGGUAGUAAAAAGCUGGCAUUCUGCUUGGACUGGCAAAUAGGUCGGUCCAAACACCUAAAUCAGGUGAUAGGACCGACCCUCCCGCGAUGCAUCAUAGUCCUUUUUCAUGUUAAAUUUGUUUCUCGUCCCUCAUUUCGACGUUAUUUUCGUUACGGUUGUGCCGUUUUUCAGACCAGCCGUUUAAGUAGAUUGAAACGCUCCAUUGUUCUUUCGGUCUUCGUCCGCGACAAGCCCUGGCGAAACCUCUUGACUUCAUCGUAGUUUUUGUAGUCAUUAAACAAACGGAAGUAGUGAGUGCUAUGGAGUGCUUCUAGCCUAUAAACUCAACAUUUUCAGCCCCAUGUAAAAGCCCAAGCGGGUGGCAGAAGGUCGUAUUUUGAUUUUUGCGUGGUGAAUCGUGAGCAUGUUGCCUCAUCCGGGGAUACUCAGCAUUCGUUGUGCGCUGCCGAAUAAAGCUACGGCUCUAAAUUUCCCUUUUUUUUACUUGGAAUGGACGCGUAAAGCAAAAUGAGCAUAUGUUAGUCGAAACUGUCAAUAGUUAGUGCGAAUUCUGUGUUUAAAAACCACCAUUUGAAGCAUGCCAGUUCGACCGUCGCAUCUGACGAUGUCCACUGUGUGCUCCACAUCAAGAUGGGGCCGGCACUGUAACUUGCGCGUGAAUUAGUUUAUAGUGAGAGUGGACAUGCGCUGCAUCUUCCGCACUCUCACAUUCUCCUCCACCAUCUGAGCCCGGUGUCAAGUCAGAGUCAAGAAGACCGGAGGCGGGGGGCGCGGCCGAGCCCGCACCUUGGCGCUCCACUCUACAUUGCCUGGUCUACACAACAAAUCACCAGGAUUUUAACGAACAACAAAAACACGACGUGCCAGAAGGCGAGAGAUGAUUGGGUAAUCAUGCUCACGACGGCGAGAGCGCAAACGUAUCUACCGGCAGGGGACCAGGUGUCGGAGAACUGCCAGCGCAUACCAGACUGCGAGGGCCGUGGUUUGCUGAUCCUGGUAUAGCAGAUGCUUGCAGAUAUUUUAUUAGAAGCUUACCUGAGUAAUGUUUAAAACUACCAUGCUGGCAGUAAUUGGUCAAUUGUGAACUUGCGUAGUCCACUUCGCCGACAAUUUUUGAAAUUCAUUGUCAUUUUUUUCACUCUGAAUUCCAAAAGACCACCAAUUGGUCUGCUUUUUCCAUGCUGAGAAUGUGAUGUCGGGCAGCUUCGUAGGCCUUUGGAAGGUCGACUCGGCGGUUGAUUGAGUUUGCGCGUCAUUGUCCUCCGAACCAUUCUGCCUUCAGCCGGUCCCAUGCGCUGUCAUAAACCAAUUUGCUAGUCGCAUCUCUCUGGGAUCGCACGUAGAGGCGCACAUCCUUUCGUUUUCUCCUCGUCACUAGUAAUCUGUGGUUAGUGCCACAAUAAUUGGCCUGGCAAUUAGUGUGGUAGAUAAUUGUCGACAGGUUCCUGGGCCACAGCUGGUCCGUAGACUAUAAGACCAUGCCGCUGAUCAAUACCUUAGGCCUGCGCCCGGGUUUAGUGUUAAUUAGCCUAAGCCUGUGUCCGCGCCCCUACAACGUGGCAUGCGGUGGAUGCGCUGGACUAAAAGGGAGGGUGGCUACAUUGGGGCACAGCCUCAUAACGCCACUCGGGCCCCAUUCCCGUAUCAGGUGACUGAUCGGCUGGGGCAGCGGACUGGUGUCAGGUGGAGGGAAGAGCAGAGUCGAUUCUGGCACCUCCGCCCUCACGGCACUCAGUGCAUAUCCGUCACUGUAAACAAUUUGACUACGGGGCACUAGAAACCGUAAUUUGGAGGGCUGUCAACUGACCGGUGGGCCAGGCUGCUUUUUCUCUGGCAAUGCCGCUCAGUUGGGACCCGCCCCCUCUUUUGCUUCUUUGAAAACCUGGCCCAUAGUGUGCGAGCCAGGCGGUGCGUAGCACGCGUAGACGGGUCGCUCGACUUUGUCAGCCAUCGCGCCCCAACCCGCCCCCCACCUCCUUGACACCGGGUUUGGGCGGGUGGGCAAGAAAAUAGCGCGGUAGAUGCAGUGCUUGUCAGUUGUGUCUGCUUUUUUUCUCCAUAAGAGAUGAUUUGAUCCUUUUUCUGACUGGGAGUCAGACUGAAAGAACUCCUUAACGAUGCCCUGACGGCAUCCUGUGUGUGAUCCGAGAUUUUAAAGUCGGAGUCGUUCGAAUGUGGGAUGAGCACAUGUAGACAGUAGCUUGUCGCCGGGUUGGCUACAGCACACACGUUCACCUCUGGUCAUCUCGACCCUACAUUGCCAUUAAGGUGUGUGGGCGUGUGAAGAAGACGGGAUGAAGUAGGUGCAAAACAAGUCCCGCUUAUCAUGCAGGCUGACCCAGCUGUAAGUGAACCUUAAUUAUUGUGAAAAGUCACAAAUAAAUGGUACAAAAUGUUAUUACAUAGCGUUACAGCAAACGUUGAAAAUUUAAACCCUCGAAAGGCCUUGUUUACAUCACUGUCGGUGUGCAUGACCUUGUCCUUGUUUUAGCCAAUUUUGAAUUCAUUAUCGCCCUCUAUAGUUCGAGACAUGGCCUAAACACGGUGCACUUUGAGAAUCAGAGGACGUGUUCAUCGUUUUAAAAAUGAUUAUUUAUCGAGCCAGAGACCACUGGAAUGAAUCAUUUGAUACACCACCUCCAUCUAAACCGACAAUCCAAACUGGUAAUACUGCGAGCGCGGAUAAACCUGAUGCGCCAUAUUAAGCCGGGGACGUGCAAAAAGUAACUGAUUCAACCGUUGAACGAUGUCGCAACUGUAUUACAAAUAAUGGUCCAAAUUCUGAACAUUUGUUGUUACUUUGUGGAAUAAACUUUUGUUCCACUUAUUUGUAACUUUUAAUAAUAAUUAGGGUUUGGUUACAUCUGGGCCAUCAUGUACACUUACUUUAAAUAUCGCUAAAGGCUCCUCACAGCCAUUUAAUAUCACGAGUUUUUUCGACAAAGGCAUGUGAAAUCCCGAUGGAAAUAAAACUAAGGCUGCACCGUGUUGCUCGUGCAUUCGUAAAAUUCUCUGAAAUGGACGAAUGCGGGUUAAUCCCGCAAAUAGACUGGGAACGACGGUUUGUCAACAGUCUAAGGGCUCGCCGGUCAACAUCUGACUCUAUUUUCGGGGUCAGCAGUAAUGUAGUGGACAGCCAUAAUGGCUACGUCGCGCUACUCGCUAGCACCUGCACCUACUUUCUAGCGACAGCCUGCUAUGGCACGCACGUCUGCCCGGCUUCGAUUUGUCUCGUCGCAAUUCACUGUCUGCACCACGCAUUUGGCCGAUUCUCUGUCUGCACCGCGCGAGGCUUGUCACUACCUUCGCGUGGGCUCGGAGCCAAUCAACGCAUCUCCUAUCGCUGAUUGGUAAGACAGGCGGGAACAGUCCAGAACAAUAGAGUAGACAAUCUGCAACGACAAUUUUGCAGCGGCAACCUUCGGCGACACAGGGCUCGUCGCUCUCGCGGACGCCGCCUCCGCGGCGCCGGACGCAUCCUCGUCCGGUUGCCAACUUUUCCCUUCACUAUUCUGUACAGAAUAAAGUGUCCUAACCAAAUGGUGUCCUGCUUCUAACAACUUGGGAUAUGGCCUGAAGUUGUGGCGUACUGAGUGUACACCAUCACCGCUUAGCCGCUACAGUAAUGGGGCAAAGCCAAUUAUGUCGGUGUAACUAGCGAAAAGUCCAGUCAGGAAUCUAUGAGCACAACGUAGCUUUAAGGCUGUAAGGUCAACUUUCUUCAGCGCAGUUUCGCCUCCGGACGCGUGAAGACCUUGAACCAAUAAGCGGACUGGAUUUCGUGACUGUCAGAGAAAGCGUGACGUUCGACCGAUAACUCAGCCAAUGGACAUAUCGGCUUUCGACCAGGCGCUAAUUAACGAAUCAGAAGCUCGGGUGAAGGCCAUUUGCUACCCAGUUAAUGCUCAGCGAUUUUGUUUAACCUUGACGAUAGACUCGAGUGCGGCUCUGACUCGUCGGCUGAAUAAACAGCUAAUCCCAGAGUUCACUGACCUCGACCGCGCGCGUUUAAUAUCAGAUGAAAUAGCCUUCUGCUCACAUGUAAGUUGAAAAUUCCAUUUUUGCUUGCCAGUUCAUAUUUUGUAAGUAUUCGUGCCUGUUUCCUACUUCAGGCCAUACACCGGGCUGCACAACCUUUGUGCUGCAUUCUGCUGGGGCGGCAUUUACUGGUGAUGCGUUGUUGAUUCGUGGCUGCGGUCGCACCGACUUCCAGGAGGGUUCCGCGGACCAGCUCUACGACUCCGUCCACUCCAAAAUCCUUUCUUUACCUCGUAAUUACUUGCUCUUUCCGGCGCAUGACUACAACGGUCGCGCGAUGACCACUGUGGACGAGGAACUGCGGUUGAACCCCAGGUAGGCCAACUAACAUCAUCUUCUUUGCCCGCACCUACGCUUCCAAUGUGCGUUGGUUGAGUGAGUCCUAGGAUGAACAUCUGGAAAGGGAACGCAGAUCGCUGGAACAACUUCCCAGGUUGACUGUGAUCCCCAAAUAUAGGGGUCCGCUGACCAAAAACCGAAUUUGGCCGUGCACGGCCGUCCCUCCUGCCUUUUUCGUCGUCGCCACAGCGGGGACAUGCCCGUGUGAUGAGUCAGCACCCUGUGGGGCCAAUUAGCUCAUCAGACGGGCGCGUCGUCACCACGCUAUCAAAGCGAAGAGGUGGCGUCGUGAACGUCAGUGCGGACAGCAAAAAAUCGAUAGUCGCUGGGUGCACCAAUGCCGAAAACUCUUCACGAGUUCAAUCCGAUAUUUGCUAGUAAUAGCGAAGAGGCGAGUUCCAUGAAGUAGUCGCAGAGACGGAUACUCGAUCGCUGGAACAAGUGCUUUAUUAGCUUGACGUUUCGGAAUCUCACGUGCGGAUAACCUCUGUCCCCGGUAUCAAUUUCGGUCGGCCAAACCACCCAAGAGUCUACACGGAUGACGGAAUCCGGCAGUGAGCCAUUCGGCGGCGUGCGAUGAGCGUGGGAGUCAAUGGUCUUGACCGGCACACAGGCGUAUAGCAACUGCAUACUUCAACAUCUGGCCAGUCGAACCGUUAUGUACUCUUGAACUGCCAAUUGUGAUAGGCAUGUAGCGGCCUAGCAACUACAUCCUAUAAAUAUUGCAACACCUGGGCAAUCCACUACUCUUAUCUGGCUCUGUCUCCGAUGAUGGGGGAAUGAGAAUCCGUAACGUCAGGCUAAUAAAUCAUUUGUUCCAGUGAUCGUGUAUCCUUCUCCGCCUCACCUCGAUAUUUUUUUGCGCAACGCGGACAGUGAUCAGCAAGUCCAACUGUGUGAAACGUCCGCCCGACUUGGUGCUCAUUCUCGCCUUUUCCCCUGAACCAAUCUGCAUAGUGCUUUCUCCAAGGUUGUUAAUUGCACAUUUUACUUCGUAUCACUAUAUUAUUGGCGAUCUGCGAGCAAGUAGGUAAUUAUGUUUCUUUACCUAUCCUCAAAUGAACACGCGCAAGCAUCGGUUACGCAGUCCAGGUCCCAAGUGUAAACGCAAUGUGGACAGUGAAAUUAAAGUGAGCCGACGGAGAAUGCUGAAGUCGUUAGUGGGAAAGUAGCCAAAACUAAAGCGGAAAAGGGCAGCCUGGUGUUUCGGCUAAGAGUUAGGGUUAGUUUUAGGGUCUGGUUUAGUGUCAAGCAGAGAAUACAGUCUAGGGUUAGGGUUUGUAUUAAGUGCAAAGGUUCCGGUUAGAGUUUAGUGUUAGGUUUCCAUUUACGGUUAAGGUUAAGCUUAGGGUUUGGGCUAGGGUUUUUGGUAGGUUUAUGGUCGGGUUUAGUGUCCAGUCUAUGGUUAGCGUCAGGUUUAGGUUUACGUUUGAGGCUACGUUCAGAAUUAACGGGGUAAUGCUGCCCCGCGUGUCCUGUCAGCCAGGUCUUUUGCUGGGAUUCUGGGAUUCCUUCAUUCCCGCGGCAGAAUCGCCAUACAUCAGGUUGUCCUUUUCCGUUUUAACUUCAGCUACUUUCCCACUAACCAUUUCAGCAUCCUCCUUCGGCUUAACUUCCUUUCAAUGUCCGCCAUUGCGCUUACAUUUGGGACACGGACAGCGUAACCGAUCGCUGCCGAGUCCGGUUACAACAGUGUCCAAAGAUGGUUCGUUCUGGGCGCCUUAUCGUUCGCAUUUCUUGGUUUCGUUCGUCACCCUGUAAGACCAUGUUGGUUUCCGUUCUGAGAAAUCAGCCUGCGGUUUGGUUUACCUCUGCAUCUUACAUCUAGUGUUAGAACUCCGGAAUGAAGGGCGUCCUCUGCCUUUCUCUAAAACUUGCGCCCAACGUCCACAGAUUGUUCGUGUGUCUGGUUGUACUGGCUUGUAGCUGCCAGCCGCCUUUAACAUACUCCUUCGGAUGACCUGCAACAUGCUGGCAGUAAUAAUCAGACCCCUACGACGGGCUGCGCUCUGAACUGCAUGGCUCCUUCUUAAUGUGGCCUCCUCGCUUAAGUGAGAUCCCAGCCCCCCAUAGCACCUGGUAGACGGAAACUCGGCAUUGUCACUGCACCUAACCUCAUCCCCGGCCGACUUGCCUCGGACAAACUCCUGGUAAAUGCGAGGGCGACGAGGGAUUGAGGCAAUGCAGCUCACAUCCGGCCUCACAUUCCUCACUAUAGGCAGCCAAAGAUGCUUUCAAACUUCCGCGACUUGCAGACAGUCGGAUGGUCGCCCAACUGACGGGAUGACUCAUGUUUAAUUCUCACUAAGGGUCGGACUUCGUUCGCUCCCUCCUUACGUGACCUUUAUGGUAUUAUAAUUUGUCCAAAGUCUUGGCCGCUUGUGGAAUCCUCUUAGACAGUCGGUUAGUUGUGUCUCGGUUGCAUGGGUGCAUUUCUUCUUCUUUGAAGAUCUACCAUAGUGAUGCGUGUUCCUUUAUCCGGCCUAGCCACCAAUAUGCACUUGUCCCCUCGAAACUGUUUUAAGUCCUCUUGGUGAGCAGUCCUCGACUUUCCGUCCCCUUGUUCGGAUAUUGAUAAAUACAAUUAACUAACGUUGACUUAACUGUUGAAUUCCGUCUGUGGAAGUGGGCUUUAGGUCGUGGGUUUGGAUUCAGAGACUCAAGCUGGGUUUCUAGUGCCUCAAGCAACUUACUCUCUACUGCUCUCAUACAAGUGGUUGUGUAUACACCGAACUUCGUUGCGGUUCAGGAUUUCUCCGAGGAAGCGAAGUCCUCUUCGCCCCUCUACGUCUUCCUGCUACGGGCUUGGUGUAAGUGCCAAAUGCUAGUCACCUCUCCUCUGUCAGGGGGUCGAGAACGACUGCGUGUCGUCAAAAGUGACGUUCUUGUAUUUCUACACACGGCCUUUCCAGUCGAUUUCCCUCGUAUCUUCUCAGGUUGUCGGCGGCAAUAACUGUACGACUCCAAUGCAGCGUUCUACGGUCGGGGUUAGAACAUUCAUCCCUCUCCAUACGCAGUCCCCAAAAAAUUUGGCCAAUACUUUGGGCUCCACAGUCGGCCAAACAGUCUUCUGAGCUGUCCAAUGGGGAUUUUCGUAACCUUCACUCACUCUUGGUCGGAGAAACCUCUCGCCCCUGCGUAAGGCCUGAUGCGUGUGAAUUUUGAGACCAGCUCGCGUGCGGUACGCGUAGACGGUCUCGGUGAUUUUGCUGGCCGCCCAUCUACGUUACUUUGACUUCGUCCUGUCAUCGAACCAUGGUAUUUGUGGGAUGAUCGAGUGAGGUAGAUAAGAGUUUGACCAUCAUGACCGACGAUGCCCACCGUGUGAGAGCAGGCACGGUGACGUGUGUAAAUUAGUUUAUAGUGGCAAUAGACUUGCACAGCAUCACCCGAAUUCUCUCCCCCUUUUCCAUCUGGGCCCGAGGUCAAGACAUAAUCAAGAAAACCGGUGGCGGGAGAGGACGCAGGUGGCUGGCGCGGCCGGACCCGUACCUAGGCGCACCAUCACACCCCCUGAUGCACAACAAAGGUUUGAUCAGGAUUUUAACCAAUAACAACAAGAGUGACGGCUGGCACGGCCGGAGCCGCCUUUAGGCGUGCUGUCACGCCCGGCUCGGAUCCCACGGAAUGGGAGUGUCACAAGGGCCAUAUUAAGAAGGAGCCAUUGCGGCCUGACUCUCAGACCCCCAGUCCGCAACCUCACACUGCACUGACUGCGAGGUCCAAGUUAUCCCGUCUGUAGGCAACCUUCCAGGCCACGGCUUUUAGUGCAUCGUGGCAUAUUCAAGCACUUCUUAUUGUUUAUAGCUCGGAAAAUGCGCUGAGUUGUCGACCUCACUCUUCCCAUUCCCUGGCCCCAGUCACUGUCCGAGCCGGUCAGUUUACAGGUGCGGAGAAUGGGCGUAAUGACUGACAUACCUAGUGACUUCGUCUGCGCGUGCAGCAUUCACGACCUGGCCACCAAAACACAGGCCUAAUUGAGGUAGAUACUGCGCAAGUCACGACUGUGUCUUCGAGGUACUGGUUGAUCUCAUCGUCUGAAAUGGUCGGACUACCAUUCUCUCGCUCAAACCAACUUGGGGUUGGACACAGGAAUAGGGACCCCUCCCCCCGAUAAUGGUAGGAUUAGGGCUAGGUGAGUGAGGAUUAGAGUUCGGACACGGAAUAGGGAUUCUCCAGCAAUUCGACUCGGGGCUACCUGUUAAUACUUAGGGGUUCGUACUCCCGUGCUCGACCCAACUGAAGAGUCGGCGGCUGUACAUCUCAAAAGCAACAUGCGACGGUUGCUGUCAUGCUGUCGUGAAACGCCGAGUCUCAUGGCAGCAUUCCGCCUGCAAGUUCUGAAAUGCACACCAAUGGCACCCAAAUUUAAAUAGCCUGUGAAGGAGUCUCUGAAUGGUGGCGCCAAUGGUGACUUGAGCACAGUGAUCACAUUGCUGUGCGUGGAUUGAACCUCUGGGGUGGUUAUUCAACUUGAAGACUUGUCAGGUCGCCUUUAGUUGACCUGGCUGAGAACUGACAGCAACGUUUGUUUACAUGAAUAAAUUUCCCGAAGGCCUAAAGCAGUGUCUGGCAAACCCUUUAAGCCCUCGGCACACUGGCAAACAUUUGAAGACGAACAAAACGUUUCCUAAGUUUUAGAAUUGCUUAUUUUCAUUUGCUCAAAGUAUACAAUCUUAAUAAUAAAGAAAAUGAAGCAGAUAGACCUUUAAAUGGCUAAUUUUCAUGAGCAUGUGACACUUAAAUUACAUAAGAAUAAUCAUAUAAUAUGCGGUUUAUACUUUGCGGAUUUUUAAUUUUCUCGGAGUUCUGGACAACAAGACCCGCGAUCGAUGAAGGCUCACCGUAGUCCCAAUUAAAAAUCGUCCGCGUAGUACAGGUUUGUCGAUCCGACAACAUUAUCUUUGGACCGCGUCGCCGAUGAUCAGACAGCCAGGCUCCCCUAAAUUCCAGCAAUGUUUCCUCGUUCUCAAAACGCCUAUUUGCAACCCUCAAAUUUACCGAAUGAAAUAUCGAUUAAUUACCCAUACAUUUCAAAUUGCCAGCUGGUAAUGUAAAUCGAUUCGGAUAUCCCCAUUAAAACCAAUUCAACUAAAUGCAACGAUAUGGAAGCUUUCGUGUGAUUAUUAAGAAAUGGAGGGUCUAUCGAGGGACAGUUAUAUCACGCUGCUUAACUUACUCCAUCGUCGGAGACGUUAAAUCUCCACCGUAACUCCGCCUCAUGACGCCAGGAAUUUCAGACAUAGUUUUCUUCCCUUUUUGUCUGUCUACCUAUUGCGGCAUUUCUGAUUUGUUUUCUUUACGUAGACUCACAAAGUCGAAGGCCGAAUUUAUCGAGAUAAUGAAUAACCUGAACCUUCCACGACCAAAGCUCAUGGACCAUGCCGUGCCGCUGAACCUGGUCUGUGGUGUCCCCAGUGAAUGA
Messenger RNA from Spirometra erinaceieuropaei, 17699 nucleotides. NCBI's taxonomy places the organism in Eukaryota, Metazoa, Platyhelminthes, Cestoda, Diphyllobothriidea, Diphyllobothriidae. The record is from the annotation of a GenBank genome assembly.